UUUGCGUGCACUUUUGUGUGGAAAAACUCGCGCUAGUGUUCGUGUGUUGAAAUGUCACUAGGAGUAGAAGAAGAGGAAGCAGAUUACUUUCUUGAUUUAACGACCAACUUCAACUUGGGCGGACGAGUGAUUGUGGAGAAUUUUCCUUAUUUCUGGUUUUAGUGGAACAAUCAUCCUUUCAAAGUCUCUGGAUAAAGCUUUUUCGGUGUUUAAAAUAUACAUAUAUUGAAGUCUUUCGCUGAGAAUGAGUUCGACCGAGUUCAAUAUUGGCCUCAACAGUGCCAAAACAUCAAGCCGCGUUUUGAAGCCACCAGGUGGAGGCCAUUCUGAUAUUUUUGGAUCCCCGGAGCUAAAGGCAAACCCUCCGCGUCCGAAAUACAAUCAGCAGAAUUCAUCAAACAUGAAUGGCGUCAUGGGCACCACGGAUCCCAACAUAAAAGUGGUAGAGCAGGCACAAGCUCAUGAUCACCAAGCUGAAGCAGAGGCACCGAACAUGGCUUCCCAAGCAAAACCGACUCCGACUGCAGUCAGCAACGAAUCGUCAUCGCAGGAUUCCGGCAACCGCGCCCGCGUCCCACCCGGAGGUUUCUCUUCGGGUCUUUGGUGAAUCGGGGUGGAAUGUCAACUUUCAGGGACACAACCGAAGCACACUUUGUGAAAGCCUCAUAUUGCAGUUUUAUUUACCAAAGAGUACUGAGGUAUAUUAUUGAAUUACUUUCUAUCGGUAUUCCUUGGUAUGACCAAGACAUUUUCAUUUCAACAACUGUUUGAUCUCGUGGAAUGCAUUUAUGACAACAAUUCGUACUUAAUAGCCUAAUCCUGCUUAUAUAUUGCGAGUCCCAAUCCAAUAUUCAUCCUAGCAAGACAAACGCAAUGUUGCUUUACAAUAAAAUCUUUACCUGUUACAAAGUUUGCUUAAACUAAAGAAUAUAAA
This is a messenger RNA of Aedes albopictus (Asian tiger mosquito), 934 nucleotides long. RefSeq lists its product as uncharacterized. Lineage: Eukaryota; Metazoa; Arthropoda; Insecta; Diptera; Culicidae. The coding region runs from base 245 to 607 and encodes 120 amino acids. The record is from RefSeq and is a predicted model, not a curated record. The transcript is spliced from 2 exons. Gene Ontology annotation, cellular component: nucleus.